AUGAAAUUUACGCACAUUAUUAUACUUUCUCUUCUCCUCUUGGCUGUUUUUACUGUUGCCAAGCGAAUACCAUCUCACGAAGUUCUGCCUACACCAGUUCUUGUCCAUGCGGUCAAAAACAACCCCAAUAAAUACAUUGUAGAAAAUAUAUGGUAUGGUAACGGAUACGAGGAUGAUGAUAAAGUUACAGCAAUACUUAAAUGCGAGUCACCUGUAGUUGUUAACGCUACUAGUCAGCCCACAGUAUUCGGUACUCGUAGAGUUUUCUUCGAGCUGACCGUUCCUGACGGCGUAGGCACGGUGGUUUGUAGGAGAGGAAUAUUUGAUAUCGACUCUUUCCGGUUCUGGGUUAUUAGUUUCGAACCUACGAAAUAA
This is a messenger RNA of Paraglomus brasilianum, 375 nucleotides long. NCBI's taxonomy places the organism in Eukaryota, Fungi, Glomeromycota, Glomeromycetes, Paraglomerales, Paraglomeraceae. The record is from the annotation of a GenBank genome assembly.